AUGGAACGACAUCCUGCGACAUCAGAAGUGGGCAAUGAGCCUGAAAGUCCUUAUAGCGGCGAAUCGAACGCUGAGGAAAAUAUGUGGAAAAAAUUGUACGAGCAGCAAAAUCAAGAUUUCGUAAAAUUGUUACGAUUGGUCAAUUCUUCCUCGGCUGUAAAUAAUGAUGUUCAGCUACCUGAAUUUGAUCCAGAGGGACACAACGUUAAUGCACGUGCUUGGAUAUCUACAGCGGACAUGUGCAUGAAAGAGAAGCCUUUAAAAGGUUCGUCUUUGAUGUUGACUUUAAGCAGAGCUUUAAAAGGACAAGGAGCUAUUUGGCUAACGCAAGUUUCUUAUCCGGAUAUGACUUGGAACGAGUUUAAGGAAAUUUUUAUAUCGAGAUUUGAUUUCUCUGAAACGAAUGCUGCGUUCUUGAUCAAUUUGGUUAACAACAAGCCAAAGGAUGACGAAUGUUUAAUUUCGUAUGCUGCGACUAUAGUUACGUCUUUGUCAUCAAAAUGGAAAACUCUUUCUACAGAGGAAAUUAUUGUGUCAACGGUACUGGCACAUUUGGCGCAGUUUGAUUUCCGUAUUCAUCGGUUGGCGUUUACAACAAGUAUACAGACAAGGAAGCAACUGCAGCAAGAGUUAAGUUCGAUGUCAUUUUUGAAAAGAAAACUUUCUACUGGUUUAAAUGAUCGCGACCGUUUUGAUGUUAAGCGUCAAAAGUUCGGUGUUGUUUCUUCUAUCAAGUGUUAUAUCUGUGGAAAACCUGGCCAUAAGUCUGUUACGUGCAAGUUUCGGUUUGGUAAUGACGACAAAUCAAUAUCUGUCAAGAAGGAUUCAGCAAGUAAGAGCGUUUCCAGUAACAACAAUGCAUCGGUAACCUGUUUUCGUUGUCAAAAAGUUGGCCAUUAUGCCUCAAGUUGUCCGAAUGUGAUUAAGAAGGCUGUGGGUGUUGAUUCAUCAAAUAAUGCUGUUAAUCAUAGGAUUGAUGUUUGUACCAUAAAGUCACCACUAGGUAUUUUGCGGCAAUCAGGUUAUGAUAUCAUGAUCGGGCGUGAAAUUCUAAAUCAAGGCGUGAGUGUAAAAAUGACGUCUAGCGAAUUAGUUUUUAAUAAAAGUGAUGUUAACGUUAACAUUUGUCACGUAGAAAACCAUUUCUUGAAUUUUGAAGAUUUAGCUACUGAUAUUCCUUCUGAAUUUAGAUCAGAGUUGAUUACUAUGUUAAAUAAUUAUAAAACAAGUUUUACUGAAGGUACUCCUUGUAGGUCUACUGUUGUGGCUUCUAUGCAAAUACGUCUUAAGGACCCUAACAAAACAGUUAAUAGACGUCCCUAUCGGUUAAGUUUUGAAGAGCGUAAUAUCGUUCGCAAAAAGAUAAAUGAACUAUUGAACGCGGGUGUGAUACGACCUAGCUGUUCUCCUUUUGCUAGUCCAAUUUUACUUGUUAAAAAGAAGGAUGGUUCCGAUAGAAUGUGUGUUGAUUAUCGACAGUUGAAUGAUAACACAAUUCCUGAUCGAUUCCCUUUACCACUAAUAUCGGAUCAAAUCAACAGAUUACAUGGAAGUUGUUAUUUUACUACGUUGGACAUGGCUAGUGGUUAUCAUCAAAUACCGGUUGGUUCUGAUUCGAUUGAAAAGACAGCUUUUGUGACACCAGAAGGUCAUUACGAGUAUCUUGCCAUGCCAUUUGGAUUGCAAAAUGCUCCAGCUGUGUUUCAGCGUGCUGUUAUGAAGGUUUUAGGAGAACUAGUUCAUUCUUAUGUAGUCGUUUACAUGGAUGAUAUACUGGUGUUGGGUACAGAAGACGUUAGGAAGAGUUUGGAAAGAAUAGAUAUGGUUUUGAAAGUACUUACAGCGUCGGGAUUUUCGCUUAAUGCUAAAAAGUGCUCUUUCAUGAAGCGAAAAGUAGAAUAUCUUGGCUAUGAAGUAAGUGAAGCUACUGGUAGUUCUCGUGCAAAUGGUCAGGUAGAACGAGUAAUGAGUACUCUUAAAAACAUGCUUACUGCUGUAGAGACGAAUAAAGAACGAUCGUGGCAAAAUGCUCUCGGGAAGGUUGCAAGGCCACUUGAUCUUAUGUGGUUAGAAGAACUAGAAUCAGAAACUGAGAUUGAUGAAUUUAGACAAAAUGCUGUGGAAAAUAUUGAUCAGAGUGCGAACUAUGAAAAAAACAGAUUUGACAAAAAUAAAGCUAGUGUAAAUAAAUUUGUUGUGGGUGAUUUUGUUUUACUGCAAAAUGAGGAACGCAAUCAGACGAAACUGGAUCCCAAAUAUAGAGGACCUUUUAAAAUAAUUGAAAAUUUAGAUGGGGAUAGAUAUAUGCUGUCUGCUCCGCACUCUAAUCGUAUUUAUAAGUAUGCUCAUGAUCGUUUGCGGAAAAUGCCUAAUGGUGCUGAUUUUGUAGAUGUUGAAGAUUUUGGGGAUAAGGAAGAUAUCACAGAUUUGUAA
Rhagoletis pomonella (apple maggot) is the source of this 2433-nucleotide messenger RNA. RefSeq lists its product as uncharacterized. Gene Ontology annotation, molecular function: nucleic acid binding; zinc ion binding. The coding region runs from base 1 to 2433 and encodes 810 amino acids. The record is from RefSeq and is a predicted model, not a curated record. Lineage: Eukaryota; Metazoa; Arthropoda; Insecta; Diptera; Tephritidae. The transcript is spliced from 4 exons.